AUGCUUAAGCCUUGGGAGGUGUGCAAUUUGUUUGGAGUUUCGAUGUGGGUACUCUGGGCGUCAGAUGUGAGACUGCCACGCGUCAAAGGGGGCGAGGUUGCCCUAAUGUUUCGAUCGGUAGGAGUCCCCCAAGUCCCAUUGCGAGAGUCCUCGGAAGGGGAUUUGAAGUUGUCUUCGGAAAGAAACAUGGCCCUACCGUUCGAAGGUCGCGUCGAGCUGACGGGUGAAGGGACGUCUGAGCGCUUCGACUUCCGCGCCUCGCGUGCCGUCUGUUCCCCACAGGAUGAGCGACACGUGGCGAAAGUAAUGAUGGCGCGAUUUGGUUUUUCGAGGAGUACUGUUGCCAACCUCCCCCCUAUAAAUAGGGAUGACCCCGGAGGCGAACUCACUUUGCAUCUAAUGUCUGAUAGCCAGUCAUCCUCCGAGCGCGAGCCCAAUGCGUUCGACGAGGAGUCAUCAGACGGUCUCUUUGACUCUGACGGCGAAGCGGCAGGGCCUGAUGCCGAGGGUGGGAGUGAUACCGACGUCGAGAUACUCGGCGAAGGGCCCAGCUCCAUUCCAACACACGGAGUCGGAAAGGGGUUAAUGACCGCUCCCGUCCCGUUGUCAAUCGUUUAUAGUGACGGCCGCCACGUGGGCCUCGGUAUGCCUGGGGAGGCGAGCGGUAGCCGUCAGUCAGAGACUUCCACCUCCGGUCGUGGAGAGUCGGCAGCUAAACCACCAUCUGGGCCCAGGGUAUCGGUAGUGUACCCAAGCAACCCUAGGAUGCCUAUGGGGGUGCCGAAGGAAAACUUAUUCGGCGUCGACUAUCUUGGGCCGAACAAGAUUACCGAACUGGAGAUUGCCAAAUUUCGAGCAGAAUACCGCAUUUCCGACUCGGUACGGAUGAGGAUCCCGGGCCCUACCGAAUCUCUUAUUUCGCCGAAGGACGGCGAGGUAGUCUUCUUUACCGACGUCCUUGUGCAAGGCGUUCGGUUGCCGUUGCAGCCGGCGGUACAGAGGAUUCUGGCCCAGAUCGGAUACGCCCCGGGGCAAUUCAACCCCAACUUCUGGGUGGCCCUCAUGGGAGUGAUAACGGCAUUUGGCAUGGCUGGCGAAGGGAGCCCCUCCUAUGAGCAGUUCUCCCAUCUCUACAGCAUUACCAAGUCCAAGUGUGCCGAUCACGGCGGAUGGGUGCAGGCGAACUGUCUCAGGGCUGCCGAUCGGGGCCACUUUGUCAGCUGGGUACCGAACUGUUGA
Messenger RNA from Prunus armeniaca (apricot), 1239 nucleotides. The record is from the annotation of a GenBank genome assembly. Lineage: Eukaryota; Viridiplantae; Streptophyta; Magnoliopsida; Rosales; Rosaceae.